GAUAGAGAUAGAGAGAGAGACAGAGAGAGAGAGAGAGAAAACCAUCAUAGGAUUCAAAUUCUGUGAAUCCAAUUUGGGGAUUUAUAAUAAAUUAACGCAAGAAUUACACAUAAACAAAUGGGCUCAUCAUCAUCUCCAUCAGCAACACCAUAUCUGAAUGGAGAUAUCAAAGGAGGUGGAAGAAGAUCACAGAUUAGUCCAACAAGUUACGAUUAUUCCUUCAAGAUUUUGGUCAUUGGAGAUUCAGGUGUUGGUAAAAGCAGUCUUCUUCUCAGUUUCGUAUCCAACUGUCAAAACCCUUCUCAAGAUAUUUCUCCCACCAUUGGUGUGGAUUUCAAGAUGAAGAUGCUUACAAUCGAUGGAAAACGACUCAAACUGACAAUCUGGGAUACAGCCGGACAGGAGAGGUUCGGUACACUGACAAGUUCAUACUACAGAGGUGCACAUGGUAUCAUGCUCGUUUAUGAUGUUACACGACGAGAAACUUUUACCAACUUAUCGGAAGUGUGGGCACGAGAAGUCGAGCUCUACUCCACACACCCUGAUUGUGUCAAGAUCCUAGUUGGAAACAAGGUUGAUAGGGACGUUGAAAGGGCUGUAACGGUUGAAGAGGGAAUGGCGCUUGCAAAGAAGCACGAUUGUUUAUUUUACGAAUGUAGCGCUAGAACCAGAGCAAACGUACAACAAUGCUUUAAAGAUCUCACCGUAAAGAUACUGGAUAAACCUGGUCUAUUGGAGCAGGGAUCGGUAGUAGUGAAGAGACAAAUCUUGAAGCAGAAACAACUCUCCUUGAAAAAAAGAAGCGACAACUGCUGCUCGUAACCGAAAGCCGUUGUUUAUCCAAAAACGCUUUUGACUCGAGAUGGUCAACCCUGCUCUUGCAUUCUACACAAGUAAGAUGGUGAUUCGAUCCUGUAAACAUCUGUCGUGAACCCUUUUCUUGAACUUGAAAAGAAGGGGAGUUGAGAGUUAGUAGCUUAUAAAUCACAUAGGUAUAGUUUUGUUGUUUAUUUGUUGAAGGGUUUUCACCAAGAUAUAUGGUGUCGUUAGGGUUCAUUUUGAACGAAUGGUAACCCGUUAUGGGAUGGAAGUAAAUAGUUUUGUUUUAGCAUCCUUUUUUGUAAUACAACUUCUUUAAGUAUAUCAGAUUUGCUUUCUCAC
Molecule: messenger RNA, 1161 nt
Organism: Cynara cardunculus var. scolymus (artichoke)
Lineage: Eukaryota; Viridiplantae; Streptophyta; Magnoliopsida; Asterales; Asteraceae
Product: ras-related protein RABC2a-like
Exons: 6
Coding region: 118-822 (234 amino acids)
Molecular function (GO): GTPase activity; GTP binding
Source: RefSeq, a predicted model, not a curated record